This is a messenger RNA of Stomoxys calcitrans (stable fly), 3198 nucleotides long. RefSeq names its product prolyl 4-hydroxylase subunit alpha-1. Gene Ontology annotation, molecular function: procollagen-proline 4-dioxygenase activity; L-ascorbic acid binding; protein binding. Bases 142 to 3198 code for a protein of 1018 amino acids. The record is from RefSeq and is a predicted model, not a curated record. Gene Ontology annotation, biological process: peptidyl-proline hydroxylation to 4-hydroxy-L-proline. NCBI's taxonomy places the organism in Eukaryota, Metazoa, Arthropoda, Insecta, Diptera, Muscidae. Gene Ontology annotation, cellular component: endoplasmic reticulum. The transcript has 19 exons.
ACCUCAUACCAAAAAAUGUAUUCCCAUUUGAAAAUAGUCUAAUAACCGUCACCGCAACUGCAUCUAUUGCAAACGCACCAUAAAUAAACUUUGCAAUUGGAGUUAAGAAAAUAUUAAAUAAAAUACAGAAAAUUUGCUAAUAUGAGUCCCGCGCCGCAUUAUUUGUUCCGUUCGAUUGUAACACUUUUCCUUUUCUUGCUCAUGGUGCAGUCUCAAGAAGUGGAAGAGAAAAGUUUUUCCACCUCGGUCGCGGGUAUGGAACAACUGUUGAUUACCGAGCAAUUAAUGAUCGAUACAGUUGAUAAAUAUGCCGAUGAAUUACAGGCAAAAGUCGAUUCAUUGAAAAAAUUGGUCAGCGAGUUUAGAGAAGAGAAUCAAAAAGGUGUACAAAACCCAGAAACAUAUCUCUCCAAUCCCCUCAAUGGAUUCUCGCUGAUACGACGUAUGCACUAUGAUUGGUACAACAUUGAAAAGUAUCUGACACGACCAACGGGUGAAACUUUCAUUGAUAUUCUAAGAAAGUAUCAACCUGAGAUGCCCACAGCCACAGAUUUAAAUGAAGCUUCACAGGCCAUUGUAAGACUGCAGUCGACUUAUGAUCUGGAGGCCGAAGAUAUGUCUAAAGGCAUAUUAUUUGGCAAGCAAUACGAUGCCAAACUUUUGCCCAUUGAUCGUUACUUUAUUGGAAAACAUCUUUUUGAUAGAGCCAACUACUUUCAAGCAGCCUUCUGGAUGUUUAGCGCCAUAGAAGCUUAUGAGUCAAACAAUUACAUGCAAGUAUUGGAUUUUGGCCACGAGACUAUAUAUGCGCUGUAUGCUGCAAAUCUUAUGUAUCAAAAUCGCCCUCAAGAUGCUUUGCUUACGAUUGAGAAGGCCUGUCAGCUUCGACCAAAUGAUGCAGCUUUGGAGGCAAAGAGAGAUGAAAUGAGGCACCAAGCUGAAAUAGUUAAAGGACCUCCAAUAGAAUACUCAAAGCAAGUACCCAGUACGUUUGAAGUUGGAUGCCGCGGAGGCUUUGGUAACAAAUUGUCGAAAUUGCAUUGUGUCUACAAUACCACGACUUCGGCGUUUUUACGUUUGGCUCCCUUAAAAAUGGAAAUUCUGCAUUUAGAUCCAUAUAUGGUGCUCUAUCAUGAUGUUAUGUCAGAUCAGGAAAUACGAGACCUCAAAACGUUGGCAAAACCCAAUCUGAAAAGGGCAACAGUAUACAGUGAAAGUGCUGCCAAAUCGCAGGUGGUUGAAAGGAGAACAUCGAAAUUUUCAUGGUUUCAGGACAACACCUCCAACACAACGUUAAGGAUUAAUCAACGCAUUAGAGAUAUGACAGGCUUUGACAUAGAAGGCUCUGAGAUGUUGCAGGUGAUGAAUUAUGGCCUGGGAGGACAUUAUGAUACUCAUUAUGAUUUUUUCAAUGUAUCGGAUAACGCUGAAGUUGUUCGCUUGCAAGGUGAUCGAAUCUCAACUGUUUUGUUCUAUAUGACCGAUGUAGAACAGGGAGGUGCCACCGUAUUUCCCAAUAUUCACACUGCAGUCUUUCCACAAAAAGGCUCUGCUGUAGUAUGGCAUAAUCUGAAUAAUGAGCUUAAGGGUGAUUGGAAAACCCUGCAUGCUGCCUGUCCGGUCAUUGUGGGCUCCAAAUGGGUCUGCAAUAAAUGGAUACGUUCAAAGGCUCAAGUCUUCAGAAGACCCUCGAGAAUUUGUGACGAAUGUAAAUGUCAAGAUGUGGAAGAGAAGAGUUUCUCCACCUCAAUCGUGGGUAUGGAACAACUUUUGAUUACGGAGCAAGUUAUGAUCGAAACGCUUGAUAAAUAUGCCGACGAAUUACAGGCCAAAGUCAAUUCAUUGAAAAGGUUAGCAAGCGAACUAAGAAAGGAAAAUCAAAAAGGUGUACAAAACCCAGAAUCAUAUCUCUACAAUCCCCUCAAUGGAUUCUCGCUGAUACGGCGUAUGCAUUAUGAUUGGAACAAUAUUGAAAAAUAUUUGACACUGCCAACCGGUGAAAUUUUCAUUGAUACCUUAAGAGAAUAUCAAGUCAAAAUGCCCACAGAAACUGAUUUAAAGGAAGCUUCACAGGCCAUAGCAAGACUUCAGCAAACUUAUGACUUGGAAGUGGAAGAUAUGUCGAGAGGCGUAUUAUUUGGCAAGCAAUACGAUGCCAAACUCAUACCUAUUGAUCGCUACUUCAUAGGAAAACACUUUUUCGAUAAAGCAGACUAUUAUCGUGCAGCCUUAUGGAUGCGUAGUGCCAUGAAAGCUUAUGAGUCUUCGAAUUACAUGCAAGUAUUGGAUUUUGGCCAGGAGACUAUAUUAGCGUUGUAUGCUGAAAUUCUAUUGCAUCAAAAUCGUCCUCAACAAGCUCUGGUUGCCCUUGAGAAGGCUUGCCAUCUUCGACCAUAUGAUGCAGAUCUGGCAAACAGGAGAGAUGAAAUUAGGCAGAAAGCAGAAAUCGUAACAGGACCUCCGAUAGCGUAUUCAAAGCCCUUACCCUCCAAAUACCAGUUAGGAUGUCGCGGAGAGUUCCAAAGCAAAUUAUCAAAAUUGCAUUGUGUCUACAAUACUACAACAUCACCAUUUUUGAUCUUGGCACCACUAAAAAUGGAACUUUUAAGUUUAGAUCCGUACAUGGUGAUAUAUCACGAUGUAAUGUCGGAGGUAGAAAUUCAGGAGUUGAAAACGUUGGAAAAACCAAAUCUAAAAAGAGCCAAAGUUGGAAGAGCUGCCAAAUCUCGAGUAGUUGAAAGAAGAACAUCGAAAUCUUCAUGGAUUUCAGACAACAAAUCCAAUACUACGCUAAGGAUUAAUCAGCGCAUAAGUGAUAUGACUGGCUUUGACAUAGAAGGCUCUGAAGCGUUGCAGGUGGUGAAUUACGGCUUGGGAGGACACUAUGAUACUCAUUAUGAUUUCUUCAAUGUAUCGGAUAAUGCUGAAGUUAUUAGACUGCAGGGCAACCGCAUCUCAACUGUUUUGUUCUAUCUGACUGAUGUGGAACAGGGUGGUGCCACUGUAUUUCCUGAACUCGAGACAGCAGUCUUUCCACAAAAAGGAUCUGCUGUAGUAUGGUAUAAUCUGAAUAAUGAGCUUCGGGGUGAUAUGAAAACCUUGCAUGCUGCCUGUCCUGUCAUUUUUGGAUCCAAAUGGGUGUGCAACAAAUGGAUACGAGCCAACGCUCAAGUCUUCAAAAGACCUUGCUAUAUAUAA